Messenger RNA from Rhodamnia argentea, 2889 nucleotides. Its product is annotated as disease resistance protein RGA2-like. Gene Ontology annotation, molecular function: ADP binding. NCBI's taxonomy places the organism in Eukaryota, Viridiplantae, Streptophyta, Magnoliopsida, Myrtales, Myrtaceae. The transcript has 2 exons. Gene Ontology annotation, biological process: defense response to other organism. The record is from RefSeq and is a predicted model, not a curated record. Bases 34 to 2622 code for a protein of 862 amino acids.
AAAUAGCCAGAAUCAGUUCCCUCGUCCCUCAGCAUGGCUGAAUCACUCCUUUUCAGCGUUGCGGAGAGUGUGCUAGGGAAGAUAGCAUCGCCGGCGCUCCGAGAAGCCGUCGCAAUUUACAACGUUGAAGAUCAGAUCCACGAGCUUAGAGAGACCUUGACUGCCAUUAAGGCUGUUCUGUUAGAUGCGGAGGAGCAGAAGGCGAAGAACGACCUCCUGCAAGUGUGGUUAGAUCGGCUUCAAGAGGUGUUUUAUGAUGCGGAGGAUGUGCUCGAUGAACUCGAGUGCGAAGCCUUAAGGAAGCAGGUGAUAAGUCGCUAUGGGGGCGUCAAAGGGAAGGUACGCCGCUUCUUUUCCCCCUCUAAUCCACUAGUACUCCGUGCAAAACUCCGUCAUAACGUCAAGGAGAUUAGGGAGAGAUUAUCCAGAAUUUCCACUGAGAAGGUUCAAUUCGGUCUUAGUGUGCGAAGUGCUGACAAUGGUGGGGUACACACGCACUCGCGAGAGACGACUUACUCGUAUGUAAACAAGUCAGAUGUCGUCGGAAGAGAUAUUGAUAAAGAAAAGAUAAUUGAGAUGUUGAUAAAGCCGGUAGAUGACGAAAGCCUCUCGGUGAUUCCUAUUGUGGGAAUAGGAGGUUUGGGCAAGACGACCCUAGCUAAAUUAGUUUACAAUGACGAUCGUGUGAAAGAGCAAUUUGAGUUGCGGCUAUGGGUACAUGUGCCCAAGGACUUCGAUUUGAAGAAAAUUAUUGAAGGAAUUAUUGAAGAUGCAACUGGCCAGAGUUUAAAUAACCUUGUUACUCAGCAGUUGCAAGCACGUUUGCAAGACACCAUCAAAGACAAGAAAUAUUUACUUGUCUUGGAUGAUGUAUGGAGCAAUGACAGCCGUAGAUGGGAAGAAUUGAGAGAUUUGCUAAGCGUAGGAGCCAAUGGAAGUAAGAUAAUUGUGACAACAUGCAGUUCAGAAGUAGCUUUUAUCAUGGGUACCCAUCCGGCGCAUAAUCUAAAAGGUCUUUCUCAUGGGGACUCUAUGGCCUUAUUUAAAAGAUGGGCAUUUAGUGCAGACGAAAAUCAUCCUCGUCCAGAACUCCUUGAGAUUGGAAAUGACAUUGUUAAAAAAUCACAAGGAGUGCCCCUCCUUGUGAUAAUUUUGGGGAGUCUGCUUCGCACAAAAGACGAAGAAAGGUAUUGGGCAUAUGUAAGAGACAGCGAAACAUGGGAGUUAGCGGAAAUAGAAGGGAACUUUCUGCCGGUACUUAAACUUAGCUAUGAUGAUUUACCAACCCACUUAAAACAAUGUUUUCCCAUCUUAUCACUUUUCCCCAGAGGACAAGAAAUCUGGGCCGACCUUUUAGCUAGGCAAUGGAUUGCUUUAGGACUCAUUAGGUCGACAAGGGAAAAACAAGCAUUGGAAGACGUCGCCAUUGAGUACGUCAAAGACCUGUGGAAUAGAGGUUUGAUCCAAGAAGUUCAGGAGCAAGAAUUGAAGUUAGUAUUUAAAGUGCACGAUCUAGUCCAUUCUCUGGCAACAAGUGUGGCACAAAACUAUUGCGCUACUGUUGAUUUAGAUACUGCAGAGAUUUCAGAAAGAGUUCGGUGCGUUGCGAUCGCUAUUGCUUCGUUGGAGGAAAUUUCAAACUACGAUGGAGUCCCACCUUUUCUGAGAAAGAAGACGUCAAAGAGGCUGCGUGCAAUUAUGUUUCAUUACCAGGUUGAUGAGGGAAUUAAAACUAGAAAAUUUGCCAGAACGUGCAUCUCCAACUGUCACCACUUACGGUUUCUCGAUUUGUCGGAUAGUAGCUUUGAGGAGCUGCCAAGUUCCAUAUGCAACUUGAAGCAAUUGAGAUCGUUACUUCUCAUCAACAACAAGCAGUUGAAGAAGCUUCCACAUACCAUUUGUGAGUUGCAGAGUUUGCUACAGUUGGACGUUGGUGGUUGCUUGGAGCUAGGCGAGUUACCCAAAAAUAUGAAUAGGCUCGUCAGUCUUAGAUUUCUGUAUUUAACAACAAAGCAGAAGAGCCUGCAAGAAAGUGGAAUACAAUAUCUGGAAAGCAUUCAUUCUUUGGGAUUCGAGGCAUGUGAAAAUCUCCAAAUGUUAUUUGAAGGUACUUGCCGAUUGACUCGCCUUCGGGAGUUGGAAAUUAUAAAUUGUGGGAGCCUAUUGUCAGUGCCUUUUGGGGAAUUAAUCUCCCUAGAGGUCUUGCGUAUUCAUAAUUCCCCACUCAUGUCGAUCUCGGAGAAGAAGGGCGGCUUUCCUUCCCGUCUUCGUGCACUGUCAAUAGUAAAUUGCGAACAAGUGGGGGAGCUGCUGCAUAGUCUCGAUGAAUCUACUCGCACUUUGGAAUCGUUUUGCGUCUACGAUUGCCCGAGCUUCACGGCUAUACCCGAGUGGCUGCCCAACCAUACACGUCUCAGGGAAAUUAGCCUGAUCCGAUGUCCCAACUUAUGGUCCAUGCCGCAAGGAAUCCGGUCCCUCCCUGUCCUGAAAGAGUUAUGCAUAGAACAUUGCGGUGAACUGAGCAAGAGAUGCAAGCCACAAACUGGCGAGGAUUGGCACAAAAUCGCUCACAUUCCUCGAAUCCAACUUGAUUUGAUUAUUAUACAAUGGACGGAUGUUUAGAUGAACUCCCAUGAUCUAUUUGUCACGCCGAGUGGAUCUUCACAAAGAUUUGGAUGUGCACUCAGCUAAUCCUUCAUCAAUCUCUUUAGUUGUCGGGGAUGAAAAGAAUGGCCGCUGAUAUUGUAACUUUUACUUUCAUUCCUUGAACAAUUGUUGUUCUAUAUUAUUUGUUUAUGUAUGUAUUGCAAAUUUCUCUAUGGAGAAAAUGCCUGAUUCGUAUUGUAUGAGACCAACUAAAGCAUUAUCUAUGAUUGAAUAUUCUUAGAA